Durio zibethinus is the source of this 1519-nucleotide messenger RNA. RefSeq lists its product as uncharacterized. The record is from RefSeq and is a predicted model, not a curated record. Lineage: Eukaryota; Viridiplantae; Streptophyta; Magnoliopsida; Malvales; Malvaceae.
UGAAACACAUCCACUUUCUCAGUUCUAUCUUGUUGUUAUUUAUACGUUCCCAACAAAAACUCUUUCACAAUCUUCCUCACUUCUUCACCAAUCACAGGAAAAGUCUACUAAAAAAAUGGAGUUCCAAACCCCAAACGACAAUGAAUCAAACCGAAUCUCAAACUUGGAAACAGAACUUGAAAUUACCCCAAAUGGCCAAACUCUAAAUCCACAUGCGCCCCAAGUUUUCCCUGAAGACUAUGACAGCGCCUGCUCCACACCCUAUGUCAGUGCUCCUUCAAGCCCUGGACGGGCGCCAGGACCAGGCCCUGGAUCCAUCAAUGGUGGGUUCUUUUAUAGUGCACCAGCUAGCCCUAUGCAUUUUGCAAUGACAUCUGUUGCUUCAAUGGUGUCAUCAACCCAACCAUCUUCUCCUGAUAACUCAGUGCCUCUUGGUUUUGAGUUUGAAUUCUCUGCGAGAUUUGGGUCUUCAGGGUCAGGUCAAACAGGAUCUAUGAGCUCAGCUGAUGAACUUUUCUUGAAUGGACAGAUCAGACCUAUGAAGCUAUCCACCCAUUUAGAAAGGCCUCAGAUUUUGGCUCCUUUGCUGGAUCUUCAAAAUGAAGAUGAAGAAAAUGAAGAUCCUGAUAACAAAGUAAGAGGCAGAGAUCUGAGGCUGAGGGAUAAGUCUUUAAGGAGAAGAACAAGAUCCAUGUCCCCUUUUAGAAGUGCUACUUUUGCUCUCAAUCUGGAUGACCAAAGCAUGUGCUUAGAUAAAGGUUUGGGCAAGAAAGCUGACAGCAAGAACGAUGAUGAAGAGAUGUAUAAUGAAACAAGUGCUUCAAUGUCAGCUUCUUCUUCCAGGUCUUCUUCAGCUGGAAGAAGCUCAAAGAGAUGGGUUUUCUUGAAAGAUUUUCUAAGGAGCAAAAGUGAAGGAAGAAGCAACAAUAAGUUCUGGUCAACUAUUUCUUUCUCUCCAGCAAAAGAAAAGAAACCUGGGAGCAAAACCAGUGCUGUGGUUCAGGAGUCUAAAGAUAAGCUAAGCAAUGUGUCAAGUGGGGGAUCAGAGAAUCAAAGAAGCAGUAAGAACAAGCCAGUGAAUGGGAUAGGCAAGAGGAGGGUUCCACCAUCACCACAUGAGUUGCAUUACACAGCUAAUAGAGCACAAGCUGAAGAAAUGAGGAAGAAGACUUUUUUGCCUUACAGACAAGGCUUGCUUGGUUGCUUGGGAUUUAGUUCCAAAGGUUAUGGUGCCAUGAAUGGCUUAGCUAGAGCUCUGAAUCCUGUUAAUUAAGGGUUUGAAAGAAAUUGUAUAGAAUUUUUUUAACCUUAGCUUUUCACUAAGAAUUUCAAUGAUCAUAAAUGUAUUUUACAGUUUGAUCUUCGCUUUUAUUUUAAAAGAGAAGCUCUCUUUAGAAAUUAUGAGAGGUCUUGUAUAACAUGUAAAACAAUAUGCAAUAUUUUCCAUGUAUUUUGCAGUGAUGGUGUAAUGACACAAUCUAAUAUCUAUUUCCCGUAUAUGUUGCUCUCUCUCUCAAAG